AUUGCGGAGCUAUCCCUGCCCUUGGCCUCGGACCAACUCUAGCUGCACAAAACUGGGACAUAAGUUACUUGAGUCAAAGCGCAGUCUCGCCUCCUCCGCCAAUUAACUGGAACAGAUCCGAAUACCGGCCACAGAAGACUGUCACAAACGAAGAAGGCAGAGUGAAAGAAAGAGGGGAGAUCAAUAUGGUGACCAAAACAGAGGAAACACAAUUGAAUAGGCUGGAGAGUCAGGUGGAGCAUGGAGGUGGAGGGGCUUGGGACUAUCUCUGCUUGGUCAGGAAGCUUAAGGUUAGGCGUUCUGACAAGGUUUUGAAGUAUGGUUUAUCCAUCUUGAAUGACCCCAAGAAGCGAUCUGGUCUCGGUGCCGAAGAAUGGACUCUUUAUGAGCAGGUUGCAAUUGCAGCUAUGGACUGCCAAUGUCUUGAUGUUGCAAAGGACUGCAUUAAUGUGUUGCAGAAGAGAUUUCCAGAGAGUAAAAGAGUUGGCAGGCUGGAGGGGAUGUUACUUGAAGCAAAGGGGUCUUGGGCAGAGGCAGAGAAUGCUUAUGCAAGCCUGCUAGAGGACAAUCCAUUGGAUCAGGUAAUACAUAAAAGGAGGGUGGCUUUGGCAAAGGCACAAGGCAACCUGCCAGGGGCUAUUGAAUUUCUCAACAAAUAUCUUGAAAUAUUUAUGGCUGAUUCUGAUGCCUGGAGAGAACUUGCUGAGAUAUAUGUUUCCCUGCAGAUGUAUAAGCAAGCUGCAUUCUGCUAUGAGGAAUUAAUACUAGCUCAGCCUACAGUUCCAUUAUAUCAUUUGGCCUAUGCUGAUGUGCUUUACACACUUGGUGGAUUAGAAAACCUUCAAGCAGCUAAGAAAUAUUAUUCUUCCACAGUAGACUUGACUGGUGGCAAGAACACCAGAGCACUUUUUGGUGUUUGUUUGUGCACAUCUGCCAUCACACAACUCACAAAAGGGCGAAACAAGGAAGAUAGUCCAGACCUGCAAUCACUUGCAACAGCAGCCUUGGAGAAAGACUACAAGCAAAGAGCUUCUGACAAGGUUUCUGUGCUUGCUUCAGCUUUGAAAAGUUUGAAAGUGUCGUCAUGACUUCUUCAGGACUGAAUCAAGCUUGACCCAGAUGCCAGGAUCUUCAUCAUAGGCUAAACAGAAAGCAGGAAAUCUACCAAUGCUUUAGAUUUAUGAGUUCUUAAUUUGCUUGUAUUGUUUUAUAAUGCUCUAUUGAGCAGACUAAGACUACUUGAGAAAUAUUUUUCUCCUCUUGCAUAAUUUCAGAUUUAACAAUCAUUGAAUAUUAGUGUUUGAUUAUUUUCAAAA
This is a messenger RNA of Manihot esculenta (cassava), 1316 nucleotides long. RefSeq names its product ER membrane protein complex subunit 2. NCBI's taxonomy places the organism in Eukaryota, Viridiplantae, Streptophyta, Magnoliopsida, Malpighiales, Euphorbiaceae. The record is from RefSeq and is a predicted model, not a curated record. Gene Ontology annotation, biological process: protein folding in endoplasmic reticulum. Gene Ontology annotation, cellular component: EMC complex. Gene Ontology annotation, molecular function: protein binding. Bases 186 to 1088 code for a protein of 300 amino acids. The transcript is spliced from 9 exons.